AUGGCCGAGGGACAUCAUUCCUGGCAAUUCCUCGUGUCCAGCUGUUUACGCCGAUGCGCGUACAUAUAUAGAUUAAUCUCUUUAUCUAAUCAAAAUGUCACUUCUGGUGGUUGGUCGAAUCCUGUUAAGAGAAAAGUAGCAUCUGGAAUGGCUAUCCUUGAGCCUGGAUGGUAUUCCAGCAUGGGUCAAGGUCACGCGAUAUCAGUGCUGGCGCGCGCGUAUCAUCAUUCUGGCGAAGCAAAGUACUUACAAGCCGCUAUUAGAGGCUUGCGACCUUUUAGACUAUCCUCUGCUAAAGGAGGAGUGGCAGCGCUGUUUUUAGGUAAAUACAUCUGGUACGAGGAGUAUCCUACAAUCCCCUCCUCUUUCAUUCUUAACGGUUUUAUUUAUUCGCUUAUCGGUCUCUACGAUCUGAAAAUGAUUGCGACAGUUAAAGACGCGGAGGAAGCGUCGAGACUCUUCAAUCAGGGCAUGGCAUCGUUAAAGAAUAUGUUAACGUUAUACGAUACCGGUUCAGGCACAACAUAUGAUUUACGUCAUUUCACUUUAAAAACAGCACCCAAUUUAGCUAGAUGGGAUUACCAUUCUACUCACAUUAAUCAACUCCUUCUUCUCAAUUCUAUCGACAAUGAUCCUAUUUUUAUUACGACCGCAGAAAGAUGGAUAGGAUACAUGAAUGGCAAAAGAGCGGCACACAAUUGAUCUAUGCAUUUAGAUAGAAUAUUCCAUCCCUUUCUUUUUUCUCCUUAUUUAUUUCAAUCAUUUUUUUAUUAUCUCUUAUAUAU
Molecule: messenger RNA, 785 nt
Organism: Formica exsecta
Lineage: Eukaryota; Metazoa; Arthropoda; Insecta; Hymenoptera; Formicidae
Product: D-glucuronyl C5-epimerase B-like
Exons: 3
Coding region: 1-702 (233 amino acids)
Biological process (GO): heparan sulfate proteoglycan biosynthetic process
Cellular component (GO): Golgi apparatus
Molecular function (GO): heparosan-N-sulfate-glucuronate 5-epimerase activity
Source: RefSeq, a predicted model, not a curated record